Ylistrum balloti is the source of this 1164-nucleotide messenger RNA. RefSeq names its product protein FAM81A-like. Lineage: Eukaryota; Metazoa; Mollusca; Bivalvia; Pectinida; Pectinidae. The transcript has 5 exons. Bases 1 to 1164 code for a protein of 387 amino acids. The record is from RefSeq and is a predicted model, not a curated record.
AUGGCUAGAAGGGGAGGCACCUUACCUGCACUUCGUGCCCCUUAUGCAGAAACGGAGAGUCAGGAAUACGGAGUAGCAUACAGAAAUAGCCCUCGUCCAGAGGAAAUAAUUCCAAGGGAGAGUCGCGGGCCAUCCCGUCUUGACAUUUUAGAAGAGAGACUUGCUCAACAGGAAAGGAACACACAAACAUUAAUUGACCGAGCAUUUAAGAUCAAGGAAGAUGUGAUUGACAGUUUAAACUUUACACACGGGACAUGGCAGGAAGAAAAACAUGCCCGUUCUAUGUUACAGGAACAUAUUCGUACUAUCACCGCAAUCGUCAACAAACUCAACACAGACAUUGCUAUGCUGGACGAUCAGUUACGACACCGAGAUAAUGCAACAGUUGGCACAAAUAAUGCAGUCAAGAACUUGGAAGUACACCAUGUUGCCUCUCUGACUGAUCUGCGUGGCAGAAUUGUGCGCUGCGACACAUCAAUCUCCAAACUAUCAACUGAUUUACGUCAAAAUCAAGAGGCGAUGAAAGCGCUAGGUAACCAGGCAUCCGAUAACAACGGCAAAGUAUUGGACAGAGUACACCAACUAGAAUCUAGGCUUGUUCAAGUGACCAACACCCUUGACCGCUAUGUCGGGGAACAGAAGAUGAAGCUGACCCACAUAGAGGGUGAUCAUGGUCAGCAGAUGGCCUUGCUGGACACCAAGACACGCACACUCAUCGAUGACCUUAAGAAUUCAUUCCACAUUUUCCAAACCAACACAGAGGGAGAAAGAGAAAAGCUAGAAUCGCGUAUGUACAGUCACAUCGACAAGAUCUCUCAAGCCAAAGACACUCUCAUUGAAAAAGUUGAGAGGCGGAUGGAUGAAAAUCAUUACGUAACAGAUGCACGGCUUGCAAAGUUAGAGGAAGGACUUCAUGAGGAGAGGGCACGCAUCACCGAACUCCAACAUCAAUUGGAGUCAAAGCUCAUGCUGAAGUUGGACAACCACAUAAAGACGAAUGCAGAGGAGUUCGGACGGUUAAAACGUGAGACAAGGGAAGGUUUCUCCACUGUACACGAAAGUAUCAGCAACAUGAAAACGGUCAUGGAAGGCAAGCGUAAACUUCUUGAGGACCAACUCAGGAAAGAAAUCGGACAAAUCAGGAAAAUGGUUGUGCUUGUAUGA